Messenger RNA from Brassicogethes aeneus, 186 nucleotides. The record is from the annotation of a GenBank genome assembly. Lineage: Eukaryota; Metazoa; Arthropoda; Insecta; Coleoptera; Nitidulidae.
AUGUUUAUCCCAUUUGAAUUCGUGUACUGUAUGUCUCGGACGAAUAUUAACAAUUCUGUUAACGAUGGUACAGCUACCCUUGGUGAUCUUUUGACAGCAAGACCUUCCGGUCUAGUCGAACCGGAGACAUGGGCCUUGCUAUACCAAGCAGUACAGGCACUGCAAGACCUAUUUUUAUCAGGUUAG